This is a messenger RNA of Mycosarcoma maydis (corn smut), 1362 nucleotides long. RefSeq lists its product as uncharacterized. The coding region runs from base 1 to 1362 and encodes 453 amino acids. NCBI's taxonomy places the organism in Eukaryota, Fungi, Basidiomycota, Ustilaginomycetes, Ustilaginales. The record is from RefSeq and is a predicted model, not a curated record. The transcript has a single exon. Gene Ontology annotation, cellular component: fungal-type vacuole membrane. Gene Ontology annotation, biological process: transmembrane transport. Gene Ontology annotation, molecular function: transmembrane transporter activity.
AUGCUGCAAGCGCCGAUUCUGAUUGCUGCGUCCAGUAGUGGCCACGAGCAAGACUCCAUACACGAUAAGUCCACAUCGAAAGUAGAGACAACAGUGGUCACCCCCGUUUUAGAGGAGAAACGCGACCCGCCACAAGAUGCGCUGCCAGAGCAUACCGACGGAGGGCUGAUCGCCUGGCUGCAAGUAGUCGCUUCGUUCAUGCUCUUCUUCAACUCGUGGGGGUUGGUCAAUACAUACGGCGCAUACCAAACCUUCUAUGAGGCGGGCCCUCUGGCACAUUACAGCUCGUCCAGCAUCUCGUGGAUAGGUUCGGUUCAGGCAUUUCUACUUUUGCUCGUCGGUCCGCUCAGUGGCCCUCUCUUCGAUCGCGGCUUUGUGCGAGCUCUCAACGCUGCUGGUACGGUCCUCAUCGUACUUGGGUUGAUGAUGACGAGCAUCAGUUCUCGGUACUACCAAAUUCUUCUGUCACAAGGCGUUUGUACCGGUCUAGGGAUGGGCACCAUCUUCGUUCAAAGUGUGGCUAUCCUGCCAGCCUACUUUAUCAAACAGCGUGCGUUCGCUGCAGGCAUCUCGGUAUGCGGAAGCAGUCUUGGAGGCAUCAUAUAUCCCAUCGUCUUUCAACGCCUUGAGCCCCGUAUUGGAUUCGGUUGGGCGACUCGCGUGCUUGCUUUCAUUGCAUUAGCAACGCAAGCUGUUGCUGUGGCACUCAUGCGUCAACGCAGUGCCACCAGCAAAUCGCAAGUCUUAAUAGAUAAGACCACCUUCACACAACCAAGCAUGCUCGCUUUUUCUACCGCGGCGCUAUUGGCAUUUAUGGGUCUUUACAUCCCUUUCUACUACAUUGGUAUCUACAGUCAGAGAAAGGUUGACAACGUGCCAAGUACGUUGCUAGCCUAUCUUGUGCCAAUUCUGAGUGCCGGUAGCGUCUUUGGACGAAUUGUCCCCAACAUUCUUGCAGACAGGUUCGGCUAUCUCAACAUGUUUAUCGUCACCUCUAUUGCAGCUGCCACCACAGGCUAUGCAUGGCUUAGCGUCGACAGCACCUCCAAGCUCGUAUUUUUCUGUUUCUUCUACGGUGCCUUUUCAGGCAGCUAUGUAUCACUUCAGGGACCAACUGUGGCCAUGCUGACGGCUGACAAGUCACGACUCGGUGCACGGAUGGGCACAUUUAGUCUCUUUACUGCUAUCGGUAUUCUGGUCGGCAAUCCAGUCGCCGGUGCCAUGAUCGAUGUCAACGAGGGUAUAUUCUGGCCAGCACAGGUCUUUUGUGCCACCUUGAUCGUCGGCGCAGCCAUUUGCCUCAUUCUAACUCGACAUCUAUGUACUUGCACGGCUUCGUCCAAGAUUUUCGUUAAGACAUAA